AUGGCUUACCCCAAGAUGGCCAAUGCCACACAGCAGCGUGUACACCAAAAUGGCGACAUGACUCGGAGCAAACGUGUGCGCUCAUCGCAGAAUCUGACUGCAUCCACCGACUGCCUCCGGGAUAAACCUGCAGAUCCCCCCUUGCCACCAGCAGCAAUGGCAGCGAAAAGUAAGCGGAAGAAGUAGGGUGAGAGGAGAGCGGGUCCACCUGGGCACUCCUUACAGGGCAAACCCCCAGCCUCACACGAUGGGCCCAUCUGGGCUGAAGACCACAAGGGGAACAUCCCUAGAGCAUCAGUCACAGAUGCAGCUGACCCAACGCCAGGGAAGGCGUCGCUCCAUCGGAUUACGCUGCAGCCCCUCACAAGGGCAGAACUCGUGGCCAGAGGAUGCAGGUCUUCAAGACGGCCCAGGGCUCCAGGGUCAACUCACCUGAUCUCUGCACCCCGACCACACUCUGCCACUCAAGCCUACUACCAAGCUGAGGUGUCGGCUGACCCAGGACUUACACCCCAGCCUGAUGUGCCAGACUCUUACCUGCCACCACACACAGCUCCAUACCUGCCCUAUAGCACCUGA
Molecule: messenger RNA, 579 nt
Organism: Pelobates cultripes (western spadefoot toad)
Lineage: Eukaryota; Metazoa; Chordata; Amphibia; Anura; Pelobatidae
Source: the annotation of a GenBank genome assembly